UGGUUAUACUUGGCCAAUUCCUGGAGUGACAGUAGAAGCGAGUCAACAAGCCUUGAUGACUUUUAGUAAAAUGCCUCGAGAGCGACAUUGUCACUUUGAACGAAAGCUCGUUCAUUAUUGCCAUAAAUAUGACAAAUUAAAGGCUCAAUCACUCUCAAUCCAUUACCAGCCGUUACCGGAUAAUUAACCUUUGUUUUUAAGGUUUAAACAAAAGGGAUUAAUUCCAGAGAACGGGGGCUUUAAUGCUUACAGCCGGAUCGUCGUCGGCCAUCUGGGGAAUUAUCGGCGAUAGUCAGGGCACGACUUCAAAACCCGGACUUCAUGUGUCGCCUUCUGAUAAUGGGUGUUAGUUCCCAUUUCAUCAUGGGGAGGAGCAAAUCAGAACAGGAUUGGGGUCGGAAACCAAAUUUCGCCUUCUGGUAUUUCCCGCCGGGAGAAAACGAUGUCUCCAUCCAAUGGGUUUUUUGCUCCACUAGUAUAUCAGUGGGUUACUGUUCUAAAAUAGAACAUAGCCGAUGACCACCAUCGUAAUGAACUGAUCGGAGGAGAAGGAAAGACGUUUGUGAAUAUGCAGAUGGCGGAGUGUGGCCGCAGCGGGAGUCUCCGUACGUUCAUCUUUCUUUCUUAUGUCGCAGUACACUCUCCCGAAACGUUUCUUUACGGUGACGUAGCCGAUCUCUCUUCUUCACCAGCACCACAGAAUCUCCGGCCCAUGACGACUACGGGAAGAAGAAAGUCGUUCGCCAUCAAAAUGUCGGCGGAGACACCAUCGCCGUCCCAAUCGCUGUCUCAUUUCAUCACACUGCCUUUCCACCCCUCCCAUCCUGUCUUUGUUGUUGCUGCCAACGGAGUCUGCCUUCCUGUGAGAGAUUAUUGAUUUCACUCGCUUCUCUCCGCCCCAGCAUUUCUGUGUUUUCUGGAGGAGGUCUGAUGCAUGCCUUUUUGUUUAUGCAGGAAUGCGAUUGAUUCUUCGCUCUUCAAGCAGUGGCUGCCAUAAAUCCUGCAUUCUGAUGACAGUUCACACAACACCUACCAUGGAGAGAACGUCAGUGUUAGGACUUAGAACCAACUUCAUUUUUCAGUACACCUUGCACACACUCCUCUUUGCUCUACCAUCUCGAUUAUAGUCAGAUUCUAGUCAUAAUUAUUCUGCAAAAAAUGAUGAUAGAACUAUAUAGUGCAGAAGAUCCUUAAGCAGUUGAUGGACCGAUCCUCCUCUAGGUGAUCGUAUUGGACUGAGAGGUUUCCACGCAGGCCCACUUGGUGUCUCGUUCAGCCUACCUAGUUGAGGAAGAAGAGUCCGCUUCCGAUAAACAUAGGGUUAGGCAAGUUACUUGUACGGGAAGUAAUAAUCCCUCUCCCAUUCCUAGUUGGGAUAGAAUUGUUCCUUCUAGUACAGACGUGAGAAAGGAGCAUAUAUAUAGCUCUUGUGUAAGGCCAAUGGUCGUAAGCUAAUAAGAAAAGUAGUCGUGUUCUGUGGACGUAGGUCUCACACACUGUGAGGCUGAACCACGUAAAAUCUCGUGUUCGUGUUACUCUUCCGCAUUGUUUUACUUUUUAUCAUGGUAUCAGAGAUUGAUCCAAAGUCUUGUUGAUCAGUCUCACAGUUUCAUCUUAUCAACAUGGGCGACGAUGAGAAGAAGCCAAUGGGCUCCCCGUCCGCCACUGUCGGUGUUGAGAAAGAUCAGUCGUCACCAUUGUAUCUCCAUCCGUCAGAAGCUGCAAGUCAAUUGCAGGUUGGAGAUGUUCUCACGUCAAGCAAUUAUGGAGAGUGGGUUGUUGAGAUGACCGAUGCUCUCAUAAUCAAAAACAAGUUUGGGUUCGUAGACGGCACCAUUGAGAAGCCUACCACGAAUCCCGAUCUCAUCGCAUGGACUAGGUGUGACGCCAUCGUCAAAGGAUGGUUGCACACCGCGAUGGACAAAGAAGUACGUGCUACUGUCAGGUAUGCUCGAACAGCACAGGAAAUCUGGACUGAUUUGAGGGAUCGGUUUUGUCAAGGAAGCGCAUCUCGAGCGUACGAGAUUCGUCGUCUUGUCAGCUUGCUACAGCAAGAAAAGUUUAGUGUAUCAUCCUUUUACACUCGUCUACUUACCUAUUGGGAGGAAUCUCAAUCCAUCUCCCCGUCUCCUAAGUGCAGUUGUGGUCUUUGUACGUGUGGACUUGAGCGUCGUACAAAAGAGAGAGAUGAGAGUAAUCGUCUCUUUGACUUCUUGAUGGGCCUGGAUGAUAGUUUUGGCACGGUUUGUACGCAGGUCCUAACCAUGAAGCCAACUCCAAGUCUCACAGAAGCGUUCAACAUCGUCUUGUCCGACGAGCAGUAGUGACUCAUCGCUCAAAAACGCAGCCCACAGCCCGGUGGUUGUGAAAGAGUCCGUCCAAAAUGCUCUCAUUGCGGCAAACCUGGCCAUCGUAAAGAAUUUUGUUAUGAUAUAAUUGGUUGGCCAGAUUAGGAGAAGUCGCCGCAAGAAGCAGCAGGUAAUGGCCAAAAUGGUCGUCGUCGCCGCAACUCAAACAACGGACAGAAUCCCAAGGCAUCGCAGGCCGAGGUUGAGAGUCUGGUACCAGGCUUCAGUAUGCAGCAGCUUGAGCAGCUCAAGCUUUUCUUCUUUCAAUCGCCAUCAGCUGACUCGCCAUCCUCAAACAUGGCAGGUACGUUGUAUCCAAGCUCUGAAUGAUUGAUUGACUCAGGUUGCAACGAGCAUAUUGUGUUUGAUGAUUCUAUGUUAAGUGAUGUGAUGCUGGAUUCCACUAGUCGGCCUGUUAAAAUUCCCAACGGAACUAGUGUUCCCGUGGCUAAAAUAGGCUCAGUUGUUCUAUCGUCAGGAUUGAAAUUGGAUAGAGUACUUCACGUGCCCCAAUUUCGUUGUAAUCUGUUAUCUGUCAGUCGUCUUACAAAGGAGAAUGACGUUGCUUUGAUUUUUCUCCACGAUUUUUGCAUUCUCCAGGACUUACAAUCCAGGAGCAUGAUUGGGAAGGGGAUUCUCCGUGAUGGUCUUUAUUAUCUUCGCCUCUUUGCAAGCAGUGAUCGUCAAGCAUUUGCCGCCGCAUGAGGCCAAGCAGUUUCGUCCACGGUUUGGCAUUCAAGACUGGCUCAUCCAUCUCUGUCAAAGAUGGUGCAGUUAGCUCCUCUUUUGUCUCCUACCCUUCGAGUUAAUGAGGAGUUUUGUCAUUCGUGUUCUCGUGCUAAACAGACUCGCACACCUUUUGUUUCUAGAAGCAUUAAAACAUCGGAUUGUUUUGAGCUUAUUCAUCUUGAUCUAUGGGGUAAUUACAGUAUUCCUUCUACUGAUGGUGCUCACUAUUUUCUCACCAUAGUCGAUGAUUAUAGCCAUGGAGUCUGGGUUUAUCCUCUCCGUUAUAAAUCCGAUGUUGCGAG
Messenger RNA from Linum trigynum, 3379 nucleotides. The record is from the annotation of a GenBank genome assembly. NCBI's taxonomy places the organism in Eukaryota, Viridiplantae, Streptophyta, Magnoliopsida, Malpighiales, Linaceae.